Molecule: messenger RNA, 1287 nt
Organism: Amaranthus tricolor (Joseph's coat)
Lineage: Eukaryota; Viridiplantae; Streptophyta; Magnoliopsida; Caryophyllales; Amaranthaceae
Product: protein LIKE COV 2-like
Exons: 7
Coding region: 142-906 (254 amino acids)
Cellular component (GO): Golgi apparatus
Source: RefSeq, a predicted model, not a curated record
UAAUCACCGAGUUCACCACCGACUCACUCAACAACUCAUUUCCCCAUUUUUUUUCUCUCUCCUUCUUUUCCAUCUCAUACACUGUUACAGUUGCAAACAACUGCAGCUUUUUAGCAGCGAUUUUCUUCUCUUGCGAUUUCAAUGGCGGAAGAGAAAGAGUCAACGUCUGUUCCUUUGAGUCAAGUUGAUCCUGAAGAUCCUGCUAAAGCUCCUCUUAAUGCUUCCAAUCCUUCUCCUCGCGAGGCUUGCUGUUAUGUCCUUCAGAGUUGGGUAUCUAAAAAGUUUAUGACUGGAUGUGUAGUACUUUUCCCUGUUGCUGUCACCUUCUUCAUUACUUGGUGGUUUAUUCAGUUUGUUGAUGGUUUCUUCAGUCCUCUAUACGAGAGCCUUGGGAUUGACAUAUUUGGACUAGGUUUUAUCACUUCAUUAGUGUUUGUAUUUUUUGUUGGGGUUUUUGUGUCCUCAUGGAUGGGUGCAACAGUUUUCUGGCUUGGGGAAUGGCUGAUUAAAAGGAUGCCUUUUGUCAGGCAUAUAUAUUCUGCUUCUAAACAAAUUAGCUCAGCUGUUUCUCCAGAUCAGAAUACCACUGCUUUCAAAGAGGUAGCAAUUAUUCGUCACCCUCGUGUUGGUGAAUAUGCAUUUGGCUUUAUCACAUCUACAGUCACUCUGCAGAGGGAUGAUGGUGAUGAAGAGCUGUGUAGUGUAUAUGUUCCAACCAACCAUCUUUAUAUUGGAGACAUCUUUUUGGUCGAUUCCAAGGAUGUCAUCCGACCAAAUCUCUCCAUUCGUGAAGGCAUUGAGAUAAUUGUUUCUGGGGGCAUGACGAUGCCACAACUCAUAACACCUGUGGAAAGAAUAGUUCGUCAAAGUGACAGAAUCCCGUUGAAUCGAAUGUCUUCAGCAUAACAUCAGGUAACAAGAAUGUUUAUUUUACAACUCAUGCAGCUCAAACAUAGAGCUGGUUUGCAGAUAAUAUUAGAAGAUAUAAUGUUACGUGACUGCGAACCCAUGAGUAAAUUCAUUGUGGACAUUUCGAGAUUCUUUGCGGGUUUUCUAUCCUUGUGUGGUGUGUAUACUGUUUGUAUUAACCUCUGUAACCGUAGUGUAUAGAAAAUAUGUAAUAGCUAGUGAUUUUGUUCAAGCACCCCUCCUUUUCCUUAUCCUCCAACAUUAUAUUCUUAUAACAGUGAGUUAUAAUUUAUUGCACGCUAUCUUUUAUGCUAAAACUGUGAAUAAUUUGAAUGGCUUUUAGUACCUCGAUAGAAUAUCUUUUGAAGUUUUUCCCUC